Ruditapes philippinarum (Manila clam) is the source of this 518-nucleotide messenger RNA. Its product is annotated as ctenidin-1-like. The record is from RefSeq and is a predicted model, not a curated record. The coding region runs from base 69 to 401 and encodes 110 amino acids. Lineage: Eukaryota; Metazoa; Mollusca; Bivalvia; Venerida; Veneridae. The transcript is spliced from 4 exons.
AACUAACUAUCCCACGCUAAAUCAAAUAUACGAAAGGUUAGCCAUUAAUUUCUAGCAUAAUAAACAUAAUGAAGGUCUUGCUUGUUUUAGCCGCUGUGGUGUGUGUGGCUUUAGCCACUUAUCCAAUGCCUUAUGGAGGAGGUGGUUAUUAUGGCGGCGGUGGCUAUGGGCCGAUGGGUGGAUAUAGAUUUGGCGCUAUGCGUGGUCCAUAUGGUGGUGUAAUUGCUGGAGGCUCAUUCGGUGGUUAUGGUCCAUAUGGAGGAUACGGUGGAGGACGUGGUUUCUAUGCUGGUUACCCAGGUUACGGUGGUAUUUAUGGUGGUGGAAUGUACGGCGGAUAUCCAUACGGUGGAGGUUAUGGUGGCAUGUAUGGUGGUUACCGAAAGGGAGGCUACUAUUGAUGGGUUGAACAGCACUAAUAAACAACGACUAACGGGUAGACGACCAAGCGCUUUCUUAAUGUAUAAAACUAUGUACUUUAUAAUGAUAAUACAAUAAAAGCAUCAUGGAGAACUUAU